AUUCAGCAUGUAACUACAACCUUUACAUUACAUGUGUUAACUGCAGUUACAGGGUGUUAUUGUUGGUGGUGCUUGGCGUCCAUUUUUGUUUUCAAGAUGUCAGCGUGCUCCUCUCAUCCCCCCCGAACCCUUAAAAAUUAGUUUGCGGUUGAAAUAACAAAGUUUGUCAGAAAGAAACUGCAAACAUCUUCAAUCAUGGAGGACAUUAGCACUGUGAUGUCCUGCUUCUCCAGCCCUGUGUACAGCCGCUACUGGCAGCACUACCAGCAGGCCAUGGCCUGGAACCAGAGACACCAGCGAGCCUACAGAAAGGCCUUGGAGGCUGCAUACGGCCACGCUCACAUCCGGGAGCAGCGUCCCAGCAGCCAGCCGCAGCGCUACGCAGACUGGAACGCAGGGGAGGGUGACGAGGAGAGCAGCUCGGACGGUGAGAUCGAGUGUGACGUCAGCAACAUGGAGAUCAGCGAGGAGCUUCGGCAGUACUUCGCCCAGACAGAGAAACACAAAGAGGAGCUGAAGAAGCAACAGCUGAUUGAGGCCGAGCAGCACGACAGCUACGUGCCGGCCGACCAGGACCUGCGCGGAAGCUCCUGGCGAAGCAGCAUGGCUCCUCCCUCUGAGCGACCCGGCGAGAGACGCGGGGCUGAGAUGAAGAAGCUAUACGGCAAGGACGCGGCCAAGAUUCAGGCCAUGGAGGCGGCAAUGCAGCUCAACUUCGACAGACACUGUGACCUCAAACAGCCCAAGUACUGGCCCGUUAUCCCACUGAAACUGUGACGGCUGUAAACGGUUUGAUUUUGGAGAAAAUCCCUUCUCUGAUCUCUCGGUGAGACGCCGGCUUUGGCGUGUAAUGGAUUGAGGCUGCUGAUGUAGAACUAAUAGUGCGGGUUAUCUGAGGGUUACAAGUUAUUUUAAGCACAAAAAAGUUGCAAAAAUUAGCUGGGCUUCUGCUUAGCCGGACGUGAACGUCACAGACCCGUCAGCUGAUGCUCUUAAUGAAAACAUAGGAUUUUGAGGCGACACAACAUGUUGUUUUUUGUGGCUUUCCACCGUUGUUUUUGCUAGAUUUCAGGACACAAACUGAGAAAAUGGAGUCAGCUAAGGUUGAGAUGUACAGUAAAACCGCUCCUGUCGGUAUAUUCAAACAUGUUCCUGUGUGUUUCCUCCUUCUCUGUUUCUGUUCACCCUCUGGUUUGGUGACGCUGCAGUAGCUCCUCUUAUGCCUGUCAACUUAGUUUAACCACAAAAACAUUUUCAACCCCCUUCCUCUGUUCAAAUUUAGAAGCGUUCCCGCAUGACUGCGUCUGAUAUUUCACUUUUCGAUAUGCACUAAGAGUGAUUUGUUGUGGUUGCUUCUAAACUGUGCCUCCUUUCAUUCUGACAUUUCAAAGCUCAAAGUUCAAAGCCGUUCGUGUGGUUUCUCAGGAGGGACGUCGACUAGUCUCUUUUAUCUUGUGCUUGCAACAACCAGCAACCUUUUUUUCUUUUUUUGACUGAAGGAUCUGUGUUUUCAUAUAACGUGUUUAUAAUAAAGUGUUUUCUGUGUGAUGAAA
Cottoperca gobio is the source of this 1553-nucleotide messenger RNA. RefSeq names its product gem (nuclear organelle) associated protein 8 (gene gemin8). Gene Ontology annotation, biological process: spliceosomal snRNP assembly. NCBI's taxonomy places the organism in Eukaryota, Metazoa, Chordata, Actinopteri, Perciformes, Bovichtidae. The transcript is spliced from 4 exons. The coding region runs from base 196 to 777 and encodes 193 amino acids. Gene Ontology annotation, cellular component: SMN complex. The record is from RefSeq and is a predicted model, not a curated record.